UCAUCAUCAUCAUCUCUAAUGUAAACUCAAUUUGUAUUUAGGUUUUUUGAGUAUCCAAACAGCCCGCCCGCACCGUCGCCUUGCCCUGCCCCCACACCCAAAUCCACGAUCUCCAAACCGGCAUUUCAAAAACCCUUUUUUCUGUUUUCUUAUUAAUUUAUAUGUGUUUUGUUUUUGGUUUUCACAAUCAUAGAAAGAAACAACAAAACUCUCUCUUUCUCAAGGCGAAGUAGAAGCAGUUGAUCUUACAUUUUUUUUUUUUGUUCUCUUUGUACUUACAAAAAUGGAUUCUCAAGAUUCCCAACUCCCCCUGCCCCACCACCACCACCAUCACCACCCCCAAACCCUCCACCACCCGCAGCCGCAAUUCCACCACCACCAUCACCACCAGCAACAACCCGGGGGGCCCACCAUGAUGGUGGCGCCACCCCAACAACCCAACUCCUACGCCGCCAUGCCCAACAACGUCUCUGCCCACAACAGCGCCAUGAUGCACCACCACCAGCACCAGCAACAGCAACAGCAGCAUCAUCAGCACCAGCAGCAGCAGCAAUCUCAGCAAAACCCUCGCUUUCCGUUCAAUUCCAUGGUGGGUACGGGUACGGGUGCGGGUUCGGGUCCGGGUCCCGCUCCUAAACCCGCCGCCCCCGCCGCCGCCAUGGAUUAUUCCGAUGGGUCCUCCCCUGGGGCUUCGGGUUUCAGCAUUGAGCCCGCCAAGAAGAAGAGGGGCCGACCUAGGAAGUACUCCCCAGAUGGUAACAUUGCUCUGGGCCUCUCUCCUACGCCGGUCACUCCGAUUUCAUCCAUGGUGGCCCACCCUGACUCUGCGGCCGGGGCCGGGGCCGGCUCCAGCGCCGCCGCCACUCCCUCCUCGGAGAAUCAGGUCAAAAAGGCUCGAGGCAGGCCUCCUGGCUCCGUCAAGAAACAAAUGGACGCUCUUGGUUCUGCUGGAGUUGGUUUCACACCCCAUGUAAUUACUGUAGAGCCCGGAGAGGAUAUAGCUUUAAAGAUAAUGGAAUUUUCACAACAAGGACCGAGAACAGUUUGCAUUCUUUCUGCAAUUGGUGCCAUUUGCAAUGUUACCCUUCGUCAACCGUCAACUGGCGGUGGCACUGUGACAUUAGAGGGCCAGUUUGAAAUCAUCUCGUUAUCAGGCUCGUUCUUAUUUUCAGAGAGCGAUGGCCACCGCAGCAGGCCGAGUGGCUUGAGUGUGUCAUUGGCCGGGGCCGAUGGCAAAGUUGUAGGUGGCGGAGUUGCGGGGACGCUUAAGGCGGCGUCACAAGUACAGCUGAUUGUGGGUAGCUUCAUAGCUGACGGCAAAAAGCCCAAGUAUAAGCCGUCCUCCACACCGCCACCCCAAUCAAAUAUGUUAAAUUUCAGCGCCCAAGCUGCCGAAGCCGCCAGCCCUUCCGAGGACGCCUCCAGCGACUCUUCUGACGAAAAUGGCGGGACUCCUCUUAACCGUGGGCCUCCAGCUUACGGUAAUGCUAACCCGCCAGUCCAAACGAUGCAGAUGUAUGCAAACAUGGGGUGGCCAAAUUCCACUGUCAAGAUGCAUCCUUAAUUCCUUCGUGCUCGACUAGUUAGAUUAUCUUGUCGGAAAAAGGCUAACAGGUGUAUGUUCAUUCAACUUCUAAUCUUAUAUCGCCCUCCCCGUCGUUACCCCUCUUUGUUUUCCCUAGAUUCACCGAGAGCCCGAGAAUGGUUUUCUUUGCGGCGACAUAUUGAUCUGUGUUUGGUUUUAGUUGACAUAUAUGGUUGAAUGUUUUGUAUGUGAUUGUUCUUUGUAAAACAUGUUUUAGGAGUUGUAGUUGUAAGUUUUUCAAGUAGACUUGAAUAGAGUUUCCAUACAAGAAUGGUAUUUAUUUUUA
Ipomoea triloba (trilobed morning glory) is the source of this 1871-nucleotide messenger RNA. RefSeq names its product AT-hook motif nuclear-localized protein 8-like. The record is from RefSeq and is a predicted model, not a curated record. Gene Ontology annotation, molecular function: minor groove of adenine-thymine-rich DNA binding. The transcript has 5 exons. Bases 284 to 1564 code for a protein of 426 amino acids. Lineage: Eukaryota; Viridiplantae; Streptophyta; Magnoliopsida; Solanales; Convolvulaceae.